Nematocida minor is the source of this 765-nucleotide messenger RNA. RefSeq lists its product as uncharacterized. Bases 1 to 765 code for a protein of 254 amino acids. Gene Ontology annotation, cellular component: nucleus. The transcript has a single exon. Lineage: Eukaryota; Fungi; Microsporidia. The record is from RefSeq and is a predicted model, not a curated record.
AUGCAACAUUCUGGAGCUCUUGUGGCUCUUGACACAAAUGUUCUUAUGGGAAAGCUCGAUGUCGUCAAAGGCCUUUCUUUUUUGAUAGAAAACAUAAACAUGGGGCUCUUUAUCCCGUGCACUGUCAUGCGGGAGCUCGAUGCGAACAAAGUGCGCGUCAAAGGCGCAAGAGAUGCCAUUGUCUUCAUAGAGCAGGAGAACGCAAGAGUGAACAGAAAAAUAUUUCUGGAGCCUGCAGUGUCCGAAAAAGGAAGAAUCAACGAUGACACAAUUGUUCUUUCGUGCAAAAAUAACAAAGUUAUGCUCUUGCUCAGCGAUGACACUGCGCUGAGACUCAAGGCAAACAACGCAGGGUACAAUCUAAGCUGCAUAUCCGUGGAGGGGAAGAGUGCAGAAGAGCUGUUCAGCGAGAUAGCAAACUUUUUCAGAAUCGAGUUUAUGGACUUUGAGCUGAAAGAAGACACAGUGGGAUCUGUAAAAAAGCUGACUGCAAAAAUUGCAUCAGUGAUCUACCACGAGAAAGUCUACCCGGUGGUUGAAAGAGAGCUCGGGCGGGAUCUUCUUCCCUUCUAUCUCCCCGAGGGAUUAGACCAGUCUCUCUCUUCUCUGCUUGCGUAUGUCUCUAAAAACUCUCACCUCUUCACGAGUACUCUUCCGCGAUCUUCAAUCAAAAUUAUAUCCAAGCUAUCUAGUAAAAAAGUAACCACAGCCGACCUGCAGCUUAUCCUGGAUAUUUUUGGAGUUUCAUCCGAGGGGUGGAUUUAA